Pseudoliparis swirei is the source of this 5926-nucleotide messenger RNA. RefSeq names its product coiled-coil and C2 domain-containing protein 1A-like. Gene Ontology annotation, cellular component: nucleus. Bases 215 to 3190 code for a protein of 991 amino acids. Gene Ontology annotation, molecular function: DNA-binding transcription repressor activity, RNA polymerase II-specific; RNA polymerase II cis-regulatory region sequence-specific DNA binding. The transcript has 28 exons. NCBI's taxonomy places the organism in Eukaryota, Metazoa, Chordata, Actinopteri, Perciformes, Liparidae. The record is from RefSeq and is a predicted model, not a curated record. Gene Ontology annotation, biological process: regulation of transcription by RNA polymerase II.
CCGUUGCCACGGGAGACGCAAUGUAGGAAGUAAAUUCCACAGUUUAUCGUUCUCCUUUGGACAGCUCAAACUUAACGUUAUAUUACCCGCUACGCUCGUAUGUGUUGAGUCUGUUCUCCCGUUGUUUCGGAGCAUUUUUCGACUUAAAUAAUCAACCCGAGCUGCCGUUACGGACACGCCAACACCUCGGUCCCUGGCAAGGGUUUAACAGGCGAUGAGCCGCAGUAGGAACCCCCCUCCCCGGGGUCAAGGGGCAGCGCGAGCCAAACAGAUGGGGCUGCUGCUGGACCUGUCCCCGGUUGGAGGGAUGGAUGACGAGGGAAAUGAUGAAGAGCUAGAGGCAGAGCUUCUGAAUCUGAUGGGAGGAGGUGGAGGGAGUUCACAAGGGAAGAAAGACGGCAAAGCUCCGGUUCCCAUGGUGGAUAUAGAGAAAAUGGCUGCACUUUGUAUGAAAGAUCUGGAUGAUGAGGAAAUGUUGGAUGAAGAUCUGGAUGAUGAUGAAGAUCUGCUGGCAGAACUGAAUGAGGUUUUAGAGGAGGAACAAACUCCUGCUCCCACCCCUCCUGCCAUCACCCCAACUGCUUCCAAAGCGAGCAUCACAUCCCACUCUGCUCCUCCUGCUGCUCCCAGUGGUGCAACUGGGUUGGAGUCUCUCCUGCUGGAGCGCGUUGAGAUGUACAAGACGGCCAUUUCCAAUGCUAAGGCUGCAGGGGAGACGAGCAAAGUUCGAAGAUAUGACCGUGGGUCAAAGACCCUGCAGUCCAUGUUGACGUCUGUCAGGAAAGGAAAACCCGUCAACGAGGAGGAGAUUCCUCCUCCGGUUGCUGUCGGUGGAAAGGCCAACGUCACAGACGAGUCCGAAGCGAUCAAGGAACGAGAACCGCCGGGGCCCGCGCUGAUGCCCUCUCCUCCCACCAACCAGAAACCUCUAAGGGAGGCUGCGCCGACAACUCCGAAUAUGAAGCCACUCCUUCUGACCGUGCCCCAAAAGGCUGCUGUCGCUUUCACCCCUGAAACACCUGCAAUCUCUCCCCUCACCCCCGGCCAGCCUGACGCACAGCACUCAGCGCUGAAACAGGCCGUUCUGUCCAGACAGAGGGAGUAUAAGAUUGCUGCCAUACACUCCAAACAGAACUUUGACAUAGACCGGGCGAAACAGCAAUACCACACAGCCAAGAAGCUGGACAUGCUGCUGGAGGCUCUGGACAGAGGGGAACCAGUCGACCUGAGCUCACUACCGCCUCCUCCUGCAGACGUCGUAGCAGAACACUGUGCGCCUCCUCCUCCUCAGUCUUCCUCUAAACCUGCUGCCCCUACUGCACCUGCACCUUCACCUGCUGCCGAGCUGCCUGCUCCCAGCAGUUUGGCCGAAGCCCUGCAGCAGAGGAUGGACACAUACAAGUCAGCAGCAGAGGGAGCCAAGAGCAAAGGAGACGAUCGGAAGGCUCGCAUGCACCAGCGCAUUGUCAAGCAAUACCAGGAUGCCAUCAGAGCUCACAAAGCUGGACGACCGAUCACCUUGUCUGACCUGCCUGUGCCGCCAGGCUGUCCUCCACUUCAGGGCUCAGAGGGGAGUCAGCAGAACUUCAUGGGGGUCCUGGAAACGGCUAUGAAAAUAGCUAAUCAGGAUCCAGACGCAGAAGAUGAAGAAGAGGAUGAACCGAGAGAGGCUGCCAAGCAGACUGCAGUGCGUCCACCUCCCCAGAAAGCAAAGUCUCCAGCCCCUCAGGCCCCUGGUGGCCCCUCAGUUUCAAAACUGGGAGCUAAAGCCCAGCAGCAAUUGGAUUUCCUGUUGCUAAGGCGACAGGCUUUUAUGCGCGCAGCACUGCGCUCCAAACAGAUGAAGGACAUGACUGGAGCAGCGCAGCACCUCAGACAUGCCAAGGGACUGGACCCCAUGGUCACUGCUGCCAAGUCUGGCCUCCCCGUUGACAUCAGCAAGAUUCCCAGUGCUCCCGUCAGUGAGGAGGAGUACUCCCUGGCUCGCUCCCGCGCCUCCCAGCUCUCCCCUCGCUCCAAUGAACAGUACCACGACCUCAUGGAUCUUUUGCGGAAGCAGCAUGAGAAAUGUUUGGGGUACUCUCAACAGCUCACACUCCUGGGCAACGUGGCUGAGGCUCUGAAGUUUGAGAAGCUGGUCGAGGAGGGUCUGAAGAACAUCGACAUCCUGAAGAAGGCCCACGCCAAGGGCCAGCCGGUCCCCAAGUGCCGCACGGAGGAGAGGACCCUGAACACCGUCAAGAUCCACAACAGCCUGACACCAAGUGACCUGAUACUGUACAUCAACAAAGGCAUCAACCUGCCGUGUCCCUCCGGUGUCUCACCCAGCGAUCUGGAUGCCAGUGUGAAGUUUGAGUUUCCGUUUCCCACUGCGGAGGAGGCUCAGAGGGACAAAACGGGCACGGUAAAGGGCACCAACAACCCCGAGUUUAAAGAGAAUUUCAAACUCAACAUCAGCCGAGGCCACCGGGGCUUCAAACGAGUCAUCCAGUCCAAAGGCAUCAAGUUUGAAAUCGUCCACAGGGGAGGCCUGUUUAAGACAGACAAAGUCGUGGGCACUGCUCAUCUGAAGCUCGAGGCCUUAGAAAACCAGUGUGACGUUAGAGAAAUAAUAGAGGUGAUGGAUGGACGAAAAGCUACAGGAGGCAAGUUGGAGGUGAAGGUGAAGAUCAGAGAGCCUUUAACGGGAGUUGAUCUCCACCCGGUGAGGGAGAAGUGGCUGGUUCUCGAUCCGGUGUCCUCCCUUUCUCCGACCGAGAGACAAAAGGAACGGGCUCCAUCUCCUCGGCCGAAACCCAAACACGAGGCGAGCAGCAGGAGCAGUCAUCCCAACAACUCCCCUCCACAGUACAACCUCCACAGCUUCAGCCUCCUCAACCACGACAGGGAGCGGCUGGACAGAAAGAUCGCAGAGUACCGAAAGGCGCAGCAGCAUCCCCCGGCUGACCUCGUCCAGCAACACAAAGAGGUCACGCACAGGCUGCAGUGGCAGAAAGCGCAGCUGGAGCGCGCCUCCUCUGCUCAGCUGACCGAGUAUGAAAAUGUGCUGCGGCGCUCCGUCCAAGGGUACACGGACUCCGUGAAGAAGUACUCCGGCCAAGGCAACAGGGACGCCGCCAAAGAUGCCCUUGGCAGGUUGAAGAUGGUAGAGAACGAGCUGGAAUCGCUGAAAAGGAAACGCACGGGAUGAGAAGCCAGUGAGGGAGUGGAGACUUGGCUGUAGGACUGUUAUAUCAUGGCUCUCUAUCUCGUACACACUCGUACACACACACUACAGUGGCGACUUUAAGCACCUUUUAGCAUGAACCAACCGGAUAACUUUGCGAAAAUCAUGAAAAAAAAUAUUAAUAGGUAACUACCAUGGGACACAAAAAUGCAAGUAAGCAUUAAAAUGUGUGUUUCAGUGAAGGAGCAGGUUUAUUUGCACUUAAACACUUGAGAAAGCUGCUUCUGACGCACAUUGUGCAUUAUCAAAGUCGCCCUGAUCAUUUGGUUUUGUUGAAGAGAUGUCAGAAGAUCUCUAAGAUUUUUUCUUUUUUACAUUUAGCACCAGCUCCGAGAGUCCGAUGGUGUCCGUAGAUGACCAAAAAACAUGAGCUCUGAAGUGUCUUUAACCAUUAGUUACGAGUUUUUAACCCUUUUUUCCCAUAUUUUAUGUGUGUAAUGACCUUAAUCUAAUCUGUCUGCUCCAGUGUUCCCAGAUUACAGUAAUCUGCUCCGUUUGGAGUGGUGCGAUAUGGGAAUAAAAAAAGCGGGGCUUCGGGGCGCCGCAGCCUACAUCCCAUAAUGAGGGAUUAGUGUUUGUGUCACCAAGGAGACGACUAGAUGAGACGUAGAGUCGCCUUUGGGGCUUCGGAGACGGGGCGUUAGCGGCGGGCCGUGAUUGUGGCUGAAGCUCUGCAAAAAGAUUCCUCCUCCUCCUUCUUCUGCUUCUUCUUCUUCUUCAUCAUCAGCCGUUUCUUCCUCUUCACUUCCUUCACACUAAUUCCUUUUGCGUAUUAUUCAAGGAGUAUUUAGAGUCACGAGUAAUCGGCGGCUCCACCUCGGAUUUUCUUUCAACUCUGAAACAAUAUUAAGCCCAUUCUGCUGUCGAUUAUAAAAUAAUUAUCGGCUGCUAUUUUGCACCCAUGUUGGCAUCGCAGCGGGCGCCGAGCAGCCUGCCCAAAGGAAGGCGACCCAAUAUGUGCCAGGAAGCGCCGGGUAAUUGCUCAUUUCUAUUUCUGUUGCACCACAGAUAUCCCAGUCAUAGGCGUCCUCGUCGCUCCUCUCCACUUUACCCUCACCGUGGAGUCGGGGGCGCCACAUUCAGAGCAAUCCCGUAAAACCUCAUAAAAUGUGUGACAUGCAGACGCCUUGAAAUUAGUCAUUUUGCCACAGCAACUUUUGAUGUACAACAACAUAGUAUUCUUUAUUAUGACUUAUGGGGAUCCUUAUUAAUUGCAUGCAGACAGAAAUUAGCAGGUGACUUUUAAAUGAGCCUUGCUGUAUGUUUUUAUGUUAAUUUGAGAUGUUAACUGUUUUUUUUAGUCAUGUGACACAGCGGCGAAUCAUGUGUUUGUCCCAUUAGCUAAUAAUCCUGGUUAAAGUUGACGUGUUAAGGCUUCCCACCAUCCAUGUGUGGAAUUGUGUGUAACAUCCCGUCCCCCACAUUUUAUUAUUAUUUUCUAUGUAUGGGGAGAAGAUGUUUUCUGACUCUUUGUUAGUAGCGUUGUGUUUACGAUCAGCUGAUAUUCAUUUGGAUGGACACGGCAGUGGAAGGACUGAUGACUGCUUAUAUCAACAGUGUGUGUGUGUGUGUGUGUUAUGCACGCACGCAACUACACCUGCUUAACUACAAGUCAUGGGACGCAUAACAACUUAAUUAAAUGUAAGCAUCAGAGUUUUGCUCCUGUCGUGUUCUCCCUGUUGUUCCAUUCGUCUCGGUGCAGGAUGGGAAUCAGUUCCCAGACUGUUGAAACAUUUGGCACAAAAUCUGUUUUAGACCAACGUUUACACAUUUUUUCCGUGCAUCAUGUUGUAUUAUUCAGUAUUGCAGAGAAGAUGCAUAUUUAUUUGAAAAUCUAUGCAUUAACGAUGAAGUUUAAGAUGAUAUACAUUCGACAUAUACAAGCAGACUCGAUGGAUUACACAACUCAAGCGAAUUUCAAAGGUCUACUAAUUAGUUUUCAUACUUGAUGGAAACUAAUGGCUGAUUAUUCAACAUUUGUUCAACGCAUCAAUUACAUUUUUUUUCGUAAUGACUCGCUGUCUGAUUCACAAAGUCAUGUAAAGAAUAUGACCACGUAGAUCUGAUCUAUAACUCAGUCACUUUAACGCCGUUAAACACUCUCAGAAACACUUUCUUUAAAACUCCAAAACCUUUAACCCCAUGUCACCUGACACACACACACACACACACUACUGCCACAUCACCCGACUGCUCGAGUAACCUCAUGGCCUCUGAGGCUGUCCUGUUGUCAUGCCAACGUGCUCAUCAGCAUUCAGUGUGGUAGUUCGAUGGUCAGGAACCGGGGAGAGGGACAUAUUGUUAAAGUUUGUCCUGCUGGUGACUCACUCCUCUCACAAGACACCACACACACACACUCUCUCGUUAGUAUAUACAUUUGUAAUGAAUGUGUUUGUCUUUCUUCUCUGUUUGAUCUGUCAUUGGACAUUUUGGUGGAUUGUUUAUUAUUGUUCAUAUUUCUGUGCUGCAGUAGAUGCAAUCAUCUGGGUUUGGGGGGGAUUCUUUUAUUCUAUUAAUGCAUUAAGGGCAAUCAAUAUAUUUGUAUACAAUAUACAGCAUAAUAUGCUCCGUCUCUAUAUUUAAGUGCAAGUCGUGAUGAUUUGUGCAGCUCGAACAGGGAAUGUAUGAGGCCGGAUUGUGAUAGCUUUAUUAUGUUAUGUUUGAGGUCAUUGUUUAAAUUAAUAAAAUGGUAAAACUGCA